AGACGGCAGAGCGAGGCGGUCAGCUGACUCGGCUCGUGCCGCCGAACAUUGAUUGGGUCUGUGUGGCGGUUCGGUUUGGGUGUUGGGCGAUAUGAGAAUUCCUGAAUAGGGGUAUUUAAACAUUUCUUUUAAAUAACUUUUUUUGAAAAGAAAAAAGAAGAAGGCUUCGUUCAUGGCGUCGCUUCUGUUUUGCGGUCCCAAACUGGCCGCCUGUGGAAUUGUCAUCAGUAUUUGGGGAGUUAUUAUGCUGGCAUUGCUGGGCAUCUUCUUCAAUGUCCACUCUGGAGUUCUCAUCGAGGAUGUGCCCUUCACAGAGGAGGACAUCCAGAAAGAUUCCAGCUCUCCGCAAGCAAUAUAUGCGCUCUAUGACCAGGUGGGCUACAACUGCUACAUCGCGGCAGCAAUCUAUGUGUUCAUUGGGCUCCUGUCCUUCUGUCAGGCCCGACUCAACAAGCACAACGAGUACAUGGAGCGCUAGCAGCCCCUCCUCAGUUCAUCUUGCCUCGCUGUGUUGUGAUCAGCUGUUCUUGACAUUCCCUCUUGCAGGAUGGUUGAUUCCAGAAGUUGUUAAUGUAAAAAAAAAAAAAAAAAAA
Messenger RNA from Scleropages formosus (Asian bonytongue), 593 nucleotides. RefSeq names its product ribonuclease, RNase K a (gene rnaseka). Gene Ontology annotation, biological process: nucleic acid metabolic process. The record is from RefSeq and is a predicted model, not a curated record. The transcript is spliced from 3 exons. Lineage: Eukaryota; Metazoa; Chordata; Actinopteri; Osteoglossiformes; Osteoglossidae. Gene Ontology annotation, molecular function: RNA endonuclease activity. Bases 173 to 478 code for a protein of 101 amino acids.